This is a messenger RNA of Aspergillus wentii DTO 134E9, 396 nucleotides long. RefSeq lists its product as uncharacterized. Lineage: Eukaryota; Fungi; Ascomycota; Eurotiomycetes; Eurotiales; Aspergillaceae. The record is from RefSeq and is a predicted model, not a curated record. Bases 1 to 396 code for a protein of 131 amino acids. The transcript has 2 exons.
AUGGUUCGGCCACCCGGUCAUCAGUGGCAACUAUCAGUCGGCUACUCGCUUGUCAGCGCCAUCGUCAAUGCAGUGGCAUUCACGUACCCGAAGCAGAGAGAGAGGAAGCUCGAGAACUAUUGUUAUUGGAACGGACUGAGUUGCAAAGACCCACGAGAAGUUACGUCGUAUUGCACGUCUCGAACAGCUGGAGAACGAGUCUACCGAGUAGAAGCUAGAGGGGUCCAAGCAGGAGAAUGUAGAGAUGAAUCACAGGAUAAGGCGAUGGAAAAGAAGAUCGCGAGGCUGAAUAAGGGUAACAAGAAGCGGUGCUCUAUCAAGCGUGUUCGGGUACAAUCAUCUAUGUUCGUGGGCAGUGAACUGGCGAGUAUGAACAGGCACAUGUAUUUACCAUAA